This is a messenger RNA of Colletotrichum godetiae, 633 nucleotides long. RefSeq names its product adenylylsulfate kinase. The transcript has 3 exons. Gene Ontology annotation, molecular function: adenylylsulfate kinase activity; ATP binding. The record is from RefSeq and is a predicted model, not a curated record. The coding region runs from base 1 to 633 and encodes 210 amino acids. Lineage: Eukaryota; Fungi; Ascomycota; Sordariomycetes; Glomerellales; Glomerellaceae. Gene Ontology annotation, biological process: sulfate assimilation.
AUGGCCACCAACAUUACAUGGCACCCAUCACUCUCGCGCUCUGAGCGUAACCAGCUGCGCGGCCAGCGUGGUUUCACCCUCUGGCUGACAGGACUAUCCGCCUCUGGCAAGUCUACCGUAGCCACCGCUCUGGAGCAGCACCUCUUGCAUCUAGGAGUUGCCGCCUAUCGUUUGGACGGCGAUAACGUUCGCUUUGGCCUCAACAAAGAUCUUGGUUUCUCCGAGAAAGAUCGCAAUGAGAACAUUCGUCGCAUUGCUGAGGUUGCCAAGCUGUUUGCCGAUUCUUCGACUGUUGCCAUUACCUCCUUCAUCUCGCCCUACCGUGCAGACCGUCAAGUCGCUCGCGAGCUGCACAGCCAGACUGGCCAGAGCGCCGACGAGACCAUUCCAUUCAUCGAGGUAUUUGUCGACGUGCCUCUCGAAGUUGCCGAGCAGCGUGACCCAAAGGGUCUGUACAAAAAGGCCAGGGCGGGAGAGAUCAAAGAUUUCACCGGCAUUUCGGCCCCUUACGAGGCACCCGAGAAGCCCGAAAUCGUUAUUAGGACCGACAAGUCGAGCGUUGAGGAAUGUGUGGCACAGAUUGCCGAGUGGCUGAUCAAGGAGGGUCUCAUUACUACGAGUAAAACAGCCUGA